AUCAGCUUCCCAGCCCCCCGGGCCGGCCCAGCUCAUUGGCGCCGCGGCCCCUCCAGGACCCGCACAUUGUUCCCCGCCCCCGCCUCGGCCACCGCCGCCGUCGCCGCCGCCACUGAACUAUAAAAACCCGCCGAGCCCGGAAAGGUGCGGAUGCUUAUUAUAGAUCUACGCGACAUCAGCGCCCGGGGCCCAGUUCUCUGUUGCAGCUUUUGGGAAAGAGCUCCUCUAAUUGCAUCCACAGCGUCCGUGGAAGCUCUGAGGCCCGAGAGAGGGAAGACCCUGCGAAAGCUGCAACUAUCCCUUGGGGCCAUGGACUCGGACGCCAGCUUGGUGUCUAGCCGCCCGUCGUCGCCAGAGCCCGAUGACCUUUUUCUGCCCGCCCGGAGCAAAGGCAGCGGGGGCAGCGGCUUCACGGGGGGCACCGUAUCCUCGUCCACGCCGAGCGAUUGCCCGCCAGAGCUGAGCGCCGAGCUUCGCGGCGCCAUGGGCGCAGCGGGCACGCACCCGGGGGACAAGCUGGGCGGCGGCGGCUUCAAGUCAUCCUCGUCCAGCACUUCGUCGUCCACGUCGUCAGCUGCUGCGUCGUCCACCAAGAAGGACAAGAAGCAGAUGACUGAGCCCGAGCUGCAACAGCUACGCCUCAAGAUCAACAGCCGCGAGCGCAAGCGGAUGCACGACCUCAACAUCGCCAUGGACGGGCUGCGCGAGGUCAUGCCGUACGCUCACGGCCCAUCGGUGCGCAAGCUCUCCAAAAUCGCCACGCUGCUGCUGGCGCGCAACUACAUCCUCAUGCUCACCAAUUCGCUGGAGGAGAUGAAGCGACUGGUGAGCGAGAUCUACGGCGGCCACCACGCCGGCUUCCACCCAUCCGCCUGCGGCGGCCUCGCGCACUCAGCACCCCUGCCGGCCGCCACGGCGCACCCGGCGGCCGCCGCGCACGCGGCGCACCACCCGGCGGUGCACCAUCCCAUCUUGCCUCCUGCCGCCGCCGCCGCCGCCGCCGCUGCGGCCGCCGCCGCGGUGUCCAGCGCUUCCCUGCCCGGCUCCGGGUUGUCGUCGGUCGGCUCCAUUCGGCCCCCUCACGGUUUGCUCAAGUCUCCGUCGGCGGCAGCGGCAGCCCCUCUGGGGGGCGGGGGCGGCAGCAGCGGGGGCAGUGGUGGCUUCCAGCACUGGGGCGGCAUGCCUUGCCCUUGCAGCAUGUGCCAAGUGCCACCGCCCCACCACCACGUGUCGGCCAUGGGCGCCGGCAGCCUGCCGCGCCUCACCUCCGACGCCAAGUGAGCUGGCUGGUGCGGGCGCGUUCUGGCGAGCGGGGUUUGGGGGCCCGGAGGCUGCGGGGAAGCGAGGACUGGCCGGCGCUGGGGCCUGGGAGCUCAGUUCCGAGGGGGAGCGCAGCACAGUGGGCUGGGGGUGGGGGCUAGUGGUGAGGACUCCAGCACCCAGGGACUGAAGCAGUGGAGCGCACUGAACAGUGGGGAGUGAGAGGGAAAUUUGCUUUGAGACCUAGUUCAACCAUCUCUGGCUUUAAACAGCGCUGCUCCGGUAGCCACCACUUUAUACGAAGGCACCUCUACGAGCAUCCCUUCCUACAACUCCCCUCCCCCUGCCUCCCAAAAAGAAAUGAUUCUAAAAACUUUGGUUUCCCUGAAAACUUGGGCCCUGGCAGCACUUCGUUAUACGGAGGAGGAGGUGAUGGAGGGGGAGCUUUGGGGACUCCCUCUCCUUCCUCCUUUCUUGGCGGGUAGAAAACUCUUGGGAGCCCCUCUCCAGAAGCGGCCGUCUGGCCUUGCCCGCAAAGGUGGUCCGUGGCCCAGGGCCAGGGCCUACGAGUUAGUUCGAAGCUGGUAUUUGGUACCAGAAGCACUUAUGGUCGUGUCCAAUCUCCAUAUCUGGAUAAACCCACAACUGUCUGAGAACUGUUGCCAUUCCUCCCUGUCGCUCCUAUUGGUUGGGGGGAGGGAUUAAUAAAACUGUCAAUGUUUCAUUUUCAACAGCACAGUCAAGCUUUAUAGACAGUCAGAAUAGAACCACUUGUGGAUUGGAGUAAUCUAAAACUGUCGACUUUGGGUACGGGUGAUUUUUAGUUACUUCACAAUAGAAUCUCCCUCCCUCUGCAUUCUUUCCAUCUCUUGAGCACAAAGUGAGUUGGUUUCUUACCUGAUUGGGGGCAGUCAUUUUGAUACUGAGGGUUUGACAGAACUCCAAGGAUUUUGCUGUGAAUAUAGUUUUGGUUAUUUGUGAGUUCAGUUGGCUCCUUAAUUUUUUCUUUCUUGGAUGUGUAAAUACAAUGUUGAUAAUGAGGUAAGUGCGUGCUGCUAAAUUGUUUGCUCACGUGACUGCCAGCCCCUCCGGAUUCUAAACCGGGUUUCCUAUAUAUUGGUUUCUUUCCGCCACGUUUAACAUAAAUGACAAACUCCUCCACGUGCUUCCUGCCUCCCCACAAACCGCCUGGGCGCUACCAGAGUUGCAAUACGAGAUUCACAGCGUCUGCCACAUAACAUCCCUCCUCUGAUCGCUGCCCCUUGCAGAGAGUGUAUCAUCUGUUUUAUUUUUGUAAAAAGAAAAAAGUGCUAAAUAAUAUUUAUUACUUGUUUGGCUGCAAAAAUGAAAUAAAUGAUUGAGUGUUGAGAUUUUAAAUAAAAUUCAAAGUAA
Camelus dromedarius (Arabian camel) is the source of this 2652-nucleotide messenger RNA. RefSeq names its product oligodendrocyte transcription factor 2 (gene OLIG2). Gene Ontology annotation, biological process: oligodendrocyte differentiation; positive regulation of transcription by RNA polymerase II; axon development. Gene Ontology annotation, molecular function: protein dimerization activity; DNA-binding transcription factor activity, RNA polymerase II-specific; E-box binding. The record is from RefSeq and is a predicted model, not a curated record. The transcript is spliced from 2 exons. The coding region runs from base 151 to 1281 and encodes 376 amino acids. Gene Ontology annotation, cellular component: nucleus. Lineage: Eukaryota; Metazoa; Chordata; Mammalia; Artiodactyla; Camelidae.